Messenger RNA from Pistacia vera, 2940 nucleotides. RefSeq lists its product as uncharacterized. NCBI's taxonomy places the organism in Eukaryota, Viridiplantae, Streptophyta, Magnoliopsida, Sapindales, Anacardiaceae. The record is from RefSeq and is a predicted model, not a curated record.
AUGUUUCCCAACCUCAAGCAAGAGAAUCUCAAGUUCCAACAAGAAACAAAAAUUUCAAUCAAGAAUUUGGAAAGCCAAGUUAGUCAAUUGGCUCCUACUCUUGGAAGAGUAGAGGCGCAUGGGUCCGGAAAGCUUCCUUCCCAACCUUUGGUUAACCCUAGGGAGAAUGCUAGUGCCAUUACUUUGAGAAGUGGUAGACAACUUGAGAAGACUCACAAGAAGCCAAAUGAUGAGAAAGAAGUUGGAGAUGAGUUGAUUCAAGAUGGAACAAAACAGCCUAAAAGUGCAAAAAAUUUGCCAACCGAUUCUUCCAAUCCAAAACAUCCACCUAAAGUACAAUCUAAAGUUCCUAUUAAUACUUGUGAACCUCCUUUGCCUUUUCCUAGCAGGUGUGCCACAUCAAAGAAGGAGGAACAUGAACAAGAAAUUUUGGACACUUUUAGAAAAGUACAUGUCAAUAUUCCUUUGUUGGAUGCAAUAAAGCAAGUGCCGCGUUAUGCGAAAUUUCUUAAAGAAUUAUGCACCAACAAGAGAAAAAUUAAGGGAAAUGAGGUGGUGAGCAUGGGAGAAAAUGUCUCAGCGGUUUUGCAAAGGAAGCUUCCAACAAAGUGCAAAGAUCCGGGUAGUUUCACCAUGCCAUGCGUCAUAGGCAACACAAGGUUUGAGAAAGCAAUGUUAGACUUAGGUGCUUCUAUUAAUGUCAUGCCUUACUCAAUUUAUCUUGAUUUAAAUCUUGGUAUUCUUAAAGAGAUCGGUGUAGUCAUUCAACUCGCUGAUCGAUCUAAUGCCUAUCCAAAAGGAGUUGUGGAAGAUGUUUUGGUGCAGGUAAACAAGCUUGUUUUUCCAGUGGAUUUCUACGUGCUUGACAUGAAAGAUGAAAAAAUUGUGAAGAGCAUGCCAUUGCUUUUGGGGAGACCAUUCGUGAAAACAGCCCGUACGAAAAUAGAUGUGCAUAAUAGGACAUUGACAAUGGAGUUUGAUGGGGAAGUCAUUCAAUUGAACAUCUUUGAUGCAAUGAGGUAUCCUAAUGAUGAUGAUUGCUUUUCCAUUGAUGUACUUGACUCUUUAACGCAGCAAAUGUUCAAGCUUAAGGGUAAAGAUCCAUUGGAAGUGGCAAUAUGGAAUGGGUUGUCAACCGAGGAACCUCAAAAUUUUAAUGAAGUCGUAGAGUUAGGGGAAGAGCUAAAUGAAACUAUAGCAAUGUUGGAUGAGCUUCCAAAGCAAAAUCCAAGGUAUAAAAUCUCCUAUAUUUCUCUUCCCAUAUCUAAUGAGAAACUUUUACCUUCCAUUGUGCAGGCCCCAACCUUGGAGCUUAAGCCUUUACCAAGUCAUCUCAAGUAUUUAUACUUGGGAGAAGGAGACACAUUGCCCGUGAUUGUAGCGGCCAACCUUUCAAAGGUGCAAGAAGAGAAACUUGUUCGUGUGUUGAGAGAGUACAAAACGACAAUUGGUUGGACUAUUACUAACAUUAAAGGAAUAAGUCCUUCCAUGUGCAUGCACCGCAUAUUAUUAGAGGAAGGAUCGAAGCCUACAAGAGAAGCACAAAGACGAUUGAAUCCACCAAUGAUGGAAGUAAAAAUCGGAAUAACCGUGGUAAAGAAUGAAGAUAAUGACUUAGUUCCCACUCGCAUUCAAACGAGAUGGCGAGUGUGCAUAGACUACGGCAAGCUCAAUGCCACAACGCGCAAAGAUCAUUUUCCUCUUCCAUUUAUCGAUCAAAUGCUUGAACAUUUAGCGGGCCAUUCUCACUAUUGUUUUCUUGAUGGAUUUUCAGGUUAUAAUCAAAUUGUGAUUGCACCGGAAGAUCAAAAGAAGACGACAUUUACAUGCCCCUUUGGCACUUUUGCUUAUCGAUGCAUGCCAUUUGGCCUUUGUAAUGCACCCGCCACCUUUCAAAGGUGCAUGGUAAGUAUUUUCUCCAAUUACAUAGAGAACAUUAUAGAGGUAUUUAUGGAUGAUUUUAGUGUCUAUGGGAACUCAUUUGAUAAUUGUUUGGGUAAUUUGACAUUAGUUCUUAAAAGAUGCAUAGAAACUAAUCUCGUUUUAAAUUGGGAAAAAUGCCAUUUUAUGGUAAAUCAAGGGAUAGUUUCAGGGCAUAUUAUCUCAUCUAGGGGGAUUGAAGUUGAUAAAGCUAAAAUAGAUCUUGUACGUUCCUUACCACCUCCCAUUUGUGUGAGAGAGGUACGUUCUUUUCUUGGACAUGCAGGAUUUUAUUAGAGAUUUAUCAAGGAUUUCUCCAAGAUCGCAAUGCUUUUAUGCUGUUUGUUACAAAAAGAGGUAGCGUUUGAGUUUAAUGAAGAGUGUAUAAAGACGUUUGAGAAACUAAAGGAACUCCUAACCACAGCCCCAAUUAUUCAGCCUCCCGAAUGGAGUCUUACAUUCAAGUUGAUGUGCGAUACAAGCGAUUAUGCCAUGGGAGCCGUGUUAGGACAACGAGUUGGAAAGUUACCACAUGCCAUUUAUUAUGCUUCAAGAACAUUGAAUGAUGCUCAACCUAACUACUCCACAACUGAGAAAGAACUUUUGGAAGUUAUUUUUGCACUAGAAAAGUUUCGUUCCUAUCUAAUUGGCACUAAAGUUACUGUUUUUUCUGACCAUGCAGCUCUUAGGUAUUUGCUUACGAAGAAGGAGGCUAAGCUAAGGCUUAUAAUGUGGAUUCUAUUGCUACAAGAGUUCAAUCAAAUAAUCAAAGACACAAGAGGGAGUGAGAAUGUUGUAGCAAACCAUUUAAGUAGGUUGAUAAACCAAGAAGAUGCUCUUCCAUUGAAAGAUGAUUUUCUGGACAAACAAUUACUUGCAAUGACAUCCUCGGGACCAUGGUAUGCAGAUAUAGUAAAUUACAUAAUAACCAAGGGAACCCCACCCAACAUGUCGCUUGCUAGCAAGGACAAACUGAAGAAGAUCACCAAGCAAUAUGUGUGGGAUGAUCCAUAUCUUUAG